Zasmidium cellare ATCC 36951 is the source of this 639-nucleotide messenger RNA. RefSeq lists its product as uncharacterized. The transcript is spliced from 2 exons. The record is from RefSeq and is a predicted model, not a curated record. NCBI's taxonomy places the organism in Eukaryota, Fungi, Ascomycota, Dothideomycetes, Mycosphaerellales, Mycosphaerellaceae. The coding region runs from base 1 to 639 and encodes 212 amino acids.
AUGACAUCCACCCACUCCUCCGCCGCUUGCUGCUCCACGCCCGUCCCAAAGGCCACCGCCGACUACACCCCCAAAGGCACCUACCAAACCCUCGCCAACACCAAAACCUACAUCACGGGCCCGGCCUCCGCCACAAAAGCCCUCUUCCACAUCUACGACAUCUUCGGCUUCCGCACCCCAACCCUCCAAGGCGCCGACAUCCUCGCUUCCGCGGGGUACCUCGUCGUGAUGCCGGAUUUCUUCGCGGGCAGCCCCGCGGAACCGGCCUGGAUGGAUGGGAGCGAGGAGGGCGGGAAGAACAUAGGUUUCUGCUGGGGCGGCAAAAUCGUCUCCCUCACCUCCGCGGGCCCCUCCACGCACUGGAAAGUCGGGAUCCAGACGUCCCCCGCGCAGGUCGAUCCGGAGGAUGCGAAGAAGAUUACUAUUCCGAGCUUGAUGCUCGCGAGUGAGGGGGAGGAUGCGGAGACGGUGAGGAAGUGGGGUGAGAGUUUUGAUGGUGAGGUGGCGAGGGUCGAGAGGUCGGAGAAGGAGGUGCAUGGGUGGAUGAGCGCGCGGGCGAGUUUGGAGGAUGGGGAGAGGAGGGCGGAGUUUGAGAGGGGGUAUCAGGUUGUUUUGGAGUUUUUGGGGAAGUACGUUUAG